Auxenochlorella protothecoides is the source of this 2718-nucleotide messenger RNA. RefSeq names its product Alpha-glucan phosphorylase 2, cytosolic. Gene Ontology annotation, biological process: glycogen catabolic process. Gene Ontology annotation, molecular function: glycogen phosphorylase activity; pyridoxal phosphate binding. Lineage: Eukaryota; Viridiplantae; Chlorophyta; Trebouxiophyceae; Chlorellales; Chlorellaceae. The record is from RefSeq and is a predicted model, not a curated record. Gene Ontology annotation, cellular component: cytoplasm. The transcript is spliced from 5 exons. The coding region runs from base 1 to 2718 and encodes 905 amino acids.
AUGCCGGUCCUCGCCAUACACCUCGGGGCCCCCCGCCUCCUCCCCGAUUCCUGCUCCCGUUUGGGUUCCAGGAAGUCCAUCCGGGCCCCUGCCCGGUCGGGCCUGAGGAUCCGGGCCGUGCUCGACCUGCCCAAGCCCACCAUCACCAACGGCACCAGCCCCGACAAGGAGGUGGAGGCCCUACGCGCCGACGUCCUGCACGAGCUGCGCUACCGGGUGGCCCCACAGAGCAUCAACGAGGCCAAGCUGUACGAGUCGGUGGCCUGGAGCGUGCACAACCGGCUGGUAGAGGGGCUGGAUGCCACAAACGACCACUGGCGCGAACAGGAUGUGAAGCAGGUGUACUACCUUUCCGCCGAAUUCCUCAUGGGCCGCACCCUGACCUCCGCCGUGCACAACCUGGGCCUGGGCGGCGCCUACGGCGCGAUCCUGAAGGACUACGGCGCGGCGCUGGAGACGGUGGCGUCCGAGGAGCGCGAUGCGGCGCUGGGCAACGGCGGGCUGGGCCGCCUGGCGGCCUGCUUCCUGGACUCCAUGGCCACCCUGGACCUGCCCGGGUGGGGGUACGGCAUCCGCUACCGCUACGGCAUGUUCAAGCAGGUCAUCCGGGAGGGGUAUCAGAUCGAGGUCCCCGACUACUGGUUAGACGAGGGCAACCCAUGGGAGGUGCGCCGCCCCGACACCACCUACCGCGUCGGCUUUGCCGGCACCUCCGACGGCGCGUCCUGGACGCCCGGCGACGAGGUCAUCGCCGAGGCCUACGACGUGCCCAUCCCCGGCUACAAGACCACGACGGUGGGGUCGCUGCGCCUGUGGAAUGCCAAGCCCGUCGCCGAGUUCGACCUGGACGCUUUCAACGUCGGCGACUAUGACGGCGCCACGGGGGCCAAGCGCCGCGCCGACGACAUCACCGCCGUGUUGUACCCCAACGACGCCACCGAGUACGGCAAGGAGCUGCGCCUGCGCCAGCAGUUCUUCUUCGUCUCCGCCUCGCUGCAGGACACCCUGGCCCGCUACCUGGCCACCCACUCUGACCUGGCGGGGCUGCCGGACAAGGCCGUGUUCCAGAUGAACGACACCCACCCCACCAUCGCCGUGGCGGAGCUCCAGCGCCUGCUCACCGACGUGCACGGCCUGGCCUGGGACGAGGCCUGGGCCAUCACCACCAAGUCCCUGGCCUACACCAACCACACCGUGAUGCCCGAGGCCCUGGAGAAGUGGCCCGUGGCGGUUCUGCAGAAGCUGCUGCCGCGGCACAUGGAGAUCAUCCAGCGCAUCAACGACGAGUGGCUGGCCUCCAUCCGCGAGCACGUCGAGGCCAAGGUGGCCAAGGCCCCGGCCAGGCCGGCCCCCGCCGAGGAGGAGGCGGACGAGGCGGACGACGAGAGUGACACCACCGCCAGCGGCAAGAAGCCCGCCAAGAAGGCCCCCCUGGACCCGGUGGAGGAGGCGCUGAAGGAGUACAGCAUCGUGCAGGAGAACCCCUGGAAGGCGGGGGAGAUGCUGGUGAACAUGGCCUACCUGGCGGUGGUGGGGUCCAAGGCCGUCAACGGCGUGGCGGCCAUCCACUCAGAGAUCAUUAAGACCGACCUCUUCCCCCAGUUCGUGGAGGUGUUCCCCUCCAAGUUCCAGAACAAGACCAACGGCGUGACACUGCGCCGCUGGCUGGCAUACUGCAACCCCGCGCUGUCGGCGCUGAUCACCGAGGCGCUGGGCUCCGACGCCUGGGUCAAGGAUGCUGGCCAGCUGGCGGGGCUGGAACCGCGCGCGGAGGAUCCGGCCUUCCGCGCGCGCUGGCGCGAGGUGAAGACCACCGCCAAGGCCGCGCUGGCGGCGCGCAUUGCCGAGACCACGGGGUACGAGGUGACCACCGACGCCAUGUUCGACAUCCAGGUCAAACGCAUCCACGAGUACAAGCGCCAGCUGCUCAACGCCAUCUCCCUCAUCGUGCGGUACCAGGAGAUCAAGGCCAUGUCCCCGGAGGAGCGCAAGAAGGUCGUCCCGCGCGUGUCUGUGUUCGGCGGCAAGGCCGCGUCCGCCUACUACAUGGCCAAGAAGAUCGUGAAGCUGGUGGGCGCCAUUGGCGCAAAGGUGAAUACCGACCCUGAGAUCGGCGACCUGCUCAAGGUCAUCUUCCUGCCCAACUACAACGUGAGCGAGGCGGAGGUCAUCAUCCCCGCCGCCGAGUUGAGCCAGCACAUCUCCACCGGCGGGACUGAGGCGUCGGGCACCUCCAACAUGAAGUUCGCGCUGAAUGGCUGCCUCAUCAUCGGCACCAUGGACGGCGCCAACAUCGAGAUCGGGGAAAACACGGGGCUGGAGAACCUGUUCAUCUUCGGCGAGGCGGCGGAGGAUGUGCCUCGCCUGCGCGCCGAGCGCAAGGACUUCACCGACUAUGACCCGCGCUACACCAAGGCGCUGAAAGCAGUCAAGGACGGCGAGUUUGGCGACGCCGACUACUUUGAGGACCUGAAUGCUGUCACCAGAGGACCGUUCUGCAACGACUGGUUCCUGGUGGCCAACGACUUUGCCACCUACAUGGAUGCGCAGCGGCGCGUCGAUGAGCUGUACGGGGAUCAGGAGGAGUGGACCCGGCGCUCCAUCCUCUACACCGCCCGCAACGGCUUCUUCUCCUCCGACCGCACCAUCAACGAGUAUGCAAAGGACAUCUGGGGGGUGACACCCGCCCCGCCCCCCGCGCCCACGCCCACCGCCUGA